Messenger RNA from Penicillium alfredii, 1554 nucleotides. Its product is annotated as putative cyclopropane-fatty-acyl-phospholipid synthase. The transcript is spliced from 4 exons. Gene Ontology annotation, biological process: cellular response to biotic stimulus. The record is from RefSeq and is a predicted model, not a curated record. Lineage: Eukaryota; Fungi; Ascomycota; Eurotiomycetes; Eurotiales; Aspergillaceae. The coding region runs from base 1 to 1554 and encodes 517 amino acids.
AUGACGACCAUUCAUGCGGAGUCCCCCGAGGACUUUGAGUUCAUCCAGACCCCGGCUGCUGAGCAGCAGUCUAAGCCCGCCUUCGACUGCGGUGUGCGGACUACCCUGUACCCGGCCAUCAAGAAUGCCCCUGUCCCCGCCGACUCGCCCGGCAGCGACAGCUUCUCCAAUGGCUUGAUGAUCUUUCUGCUCAUCGUGGUGCCCUGGUACCUGGCCCGCCAGGUCGGCGGAGGGUUCUACACGACCAUCUUCUUUGCCGUAUUCACCACGAUCCCCGUGCUGAUGGCGUUCUGGACCGUGUCCUCUUCUGUUUCCCCGCGUAAGACCGAGAAGGCCAAGUAUGCCGGCCGCCCGGUCGAGCAUUACCUGCAAUUCCACAGCGAGCAUGACCGUGCCACCUACCGCGGCAAGAGCAAGAUUCCCAUGGAAGUGUUCUAUGAGAAGUACUUCAACGGCGAGGUUGACUUCAAGGGUGAUGCUCUGGAGUGCCUCGAGUACCGUCACGACUGGGCCAACUUCAAGUUUACCAUGGGUCUCUUCAAGCACUUCCUGUUUGGCUUCAUCCCCGAGCUGCUGAUGCACACUCGUUCUCAGGACGAGGAGCAGGUCCGUGACCACUACGACCGCGGCGACGACUUCUACGCCUGGUUCCUGGGCCCGCGCAUGAUCUAUACUUCGGGUAUCAUCGGUGAUGUUAACAAGGAAGAGUCGCUGGAGCAGCUCCAGGACAACAAGCUGGCCGUGGUCUGCGAGAAGAUUGGCAUCCAGAACGGUGACAAGAUCCUUGAUCUGGGCUGCGGCUGGGGCACGCUCGCCAAGUACGCUUCGGUCCACUACGGCGCCCAGGUUACCGGUAUCACUCUCGGCCGUAACCAGACCGCUUGGGGUAACAACGGCCUCCGCAAGGCUGGCAUCGAGGAAUCGCAGAGCCGCGUUUUGUGUAUGGACUACCGCGAUGCCCCUCGGGUCGACGGCGGCUACCAGAAGAUCACCUGUCUCGAGAUGGCUGAGCACGUGGGUGUCCGCCACUUCUCCUCUUUCCUGUCUCAGGUCUAUGACAUGCUGGACGACGACGGUGUCUUCUUCCUGCAGAUCGCCGGUCUCCGUAAGUCUUGGCAGUACGAGGACCUCAUCUGGGGUUUGUUCAUGAACAAGUACAUCUUCCCUGGUGCCGACGCCAGUACCCCGCUUGGCUUCGUCGUGGACCGCCUGGAGGGUGCUGGUUUUGAGAUCAAGGCCGUCGACACCAUCGGUGUCCACUACUCGGCCACUCUCUGGCGCUGGUACCGUAACUGGAUGGGCAACCGCGAGAAGGUCGAGGCCAAGUACGGCAAGCGCUGGUUCCGCAUCUGGGAAUACUUCCUUGCUGCUUCGACCAUCACCUCCCGCCAGGGUGGUGCCACCUGCUGGCAGCUCACCCUCGUCAAGAACAUCAACUCCACCCACCGUGUCGAGGGCAUCAGCACCCAGUACGGCAUCAACGGCGCCCGCCAGGCCGCCAUCGAGCGCGCCGGUGCUCUGCCCAGCGCCCACGUCGUCAAGAAGGACCUGUAA